AUGGCCGCCAGAAUCACCGGCCAAGUCCCGACAAUGCUUAUCCGCCGGCAGCCGAUGAUUUCCUAUGUCUCUAGACGUGAGUUACUCUUCUCCCCAUUGAAUCCGCCUACACCGGAGCUACUCCGCCUCGCAUCUUCCUCCGCCCCUCAAUUCCAAAACCCCGCCUAUCCUCUCUACCCCUCCGUCACACAACUUCUGCACCAGAAGGGCAUUCCUGACUCCGAAGUAUCCAAGAUCCCCGCCUCCGGGCCCAAGGGCCGGCUCCUGAAGGGCGACGUCCUCGCCUAUCUCGGCCAGAUCGCCAAUGACUACCCCUCGACGCAAGCCGCGAACCUCGCGAAGCUCACGCACCUGGACUUGAGCAACAUCAAAAUCGCCGCUCCGGCCCCGACCCCGGCCCCGACAGCGGAGAAGAAAGAAGAGGAGAUUCUCGCCAAGCCGCCGCCCAUGGCUUCAGUCGCGCUGUCGGUUUCAUUGACUGCCGUGCUGUCCGCUCAGAAGAAGAUCCAGGAGAACUUGGGGGUGACGGUCCCGCUUUCCCGGUUCCUGGCCAUCGCGACGGACCUGGCGAACGAUGACCUCCCGCGCUCGUCGAGCGAGAAGCCCUCGGCCGAUGAGCUGUUCGAUGAGAUCCUCGGCGCAGAGCCAAUUCACACAUCACGCGGUGAGUACAUCCCUGACUUGAACGCCGUCGAGGUACCCGAGACCGUGCGCCAGCCAGCACCGGCACAAGAGGAUAUCAUUGACUUCCUGAGCGGCAAGAAGCCAACUCAGACCACCCCGUCAUUUGUGGACGCUCCAUCCGGCUCCGCAAUUAAUGUGUUCAGUCUGACCGUCCCCGCUACGGAGGAGCUGCGCGCCAAGGUUUUCCUGGAGCGAAUUCAGACUCUGUUGCAGGUCGAGCCUGCACGACUGGUUCUAUGA
Messenger RNA from Penicillium lagena, 924 nucleotides. RefSeq lists its product as uncharacterized. NCBI's taxonomy places the organism in Eukaryota, Fungi, Ascomycota, Eurotiomycetes, Eurotiales, Aspergillaceae. Gene Ontology annotation, molecular function: acyltransferase activity. The record is from RefSeq and is a predicted model, not a curated record. The transcript is spliced from 2 exons. Bases 1 to 924 code for a protein of 307 amino acids.